This is a messenger RNA of Pseudopipra pipra, 1563 nucleotides long. RefSeq names its product anaphase promoting complex subunit 10 (gene ANAPC10). NCBI's taxonomy places the organism in Eukaryota, Metazoa, Chordata, Aves, Passeriformes, Pipridae. Gene Ontology annotation, cellular component: anaphase-promoting complex. Gene Ontology annotation, biological process: protein K11-linked ubiquitination; anaphase-promoting complex-dependent catabolic process. Bases 49 to 495 code for a protein of 148 amino acids. The record is from RefSeq and is a predicted model, not a curated record. The transcript is spliced from 5 exons.
CCACUUCAUCCCCUGGGUGCUGUGGUUUUUAAAGGCGGCUUCCACCUAAUGUUUACACUUCACACGACUUGUAAAGAGGUGCUCGAAUCCCUUAAUGAACAGUUUACAUCCUUACCAGAAAUGACUACCCCAAACAAGACCCCACCUGGUGCUGAUCCAAAGCAGUUAGAGAGGACUGGUACUGUUAGAGAAAUAGGCUCACAAGCAGUUUGGUCCCUUUCAUCCUGUAAGCCAGGGUUUGGAGUGGAUCAGUUACGAGAUGAUAAUCUAGAAACUUACUGGCAGUCAGAUGGAUCACAGCCUCAUUUGGUGAACAUCCAAUUUAGAAGAAAAACAACAGUGAAGACAUUAUGCAUUUAUGCAGACUACAAAUCUGAUGAAAGUUACACUCCAAGCAAAAUCUCUGUCAGAGUAGGAAAUAAUUUUCAUAAUCUCCAGGAAAUCCGGGUGUUUACUGCCUCUGAACCAGUAGCUCUUCUGAAAGCUUCAGCAUAAACAAGGCAUUUAACAGGAUGUGUGUCAUGCAGCAUUUGCAGGAGAAAGAUGGGAAUUUUGAGCUGCUCAAAGCACAUCCAUCUUCCUUAGAGGAACUCUGCUGCUAAGAACAGCAGAUCUUAUUUGCUUAGCUGUGUGAAAUCUACUUGCUUGUGGACAAUUGUUUUGUGUCUUGUUUUUCUUCCCCCCAAGACUUCCGCUUCCUUGUGUGCUCUUCCCAUAUGUGUUUUGGUUGUGCUUUGAAGUUGGACAACUAGUUUUAAACAAAAGCUUUUGCCACACUUCUGCAUAGCAUCCAGCUUGAUUUGGGCAAUCUGACGUGUCAGUGAUGUGGUUUAGAGUUAACAAAAUGCUAUUCUUUGCUUGCUUUUUCAUUGGUUUGUGUAGGAUUAAAAUUAAAAAAGAAAAAAUAAUCAUAUCAGACUGGGUAUGUUGUAUAAAAGCCAAGUCAAAAUGUGAUUAGAAUGUGAUUUGUCCAUUUGGCUGUGCAGCAAGUAUUAAUUGACCAGGCAUCUGUCUUGACACGUGGGUGACAUGAAGUUUAUGAGGUAUCUUGUAUUUUUUCCUCUGUCACCUUCCUUUUCCUCCUCCCCAGUCCUCCAAAUAAUCUAAGGAAUUUCUGAAAACCCAGCCUUUGUGUGCAUUUAGUUUCCUACAUAAGUCAUUCCAGCAUAUUUAGUCCAGAGUGCCUAGAUAAAACAAAUUAGGAUGCAUGUUUUCUGUCAUCCUUGGGCAAUGUGCUUCAGUAACAGGAUCCUUGCUUUGACUUUCUUGAAUUUAUUCUGAAGUCUGUAUUUCUUUAUAUUGAUUUUUGUUUUAAGAUUAGGGCACAAAAUGAAGAGUAGAUUCUGAAAGGCCAAAGCAACCACAACUGCAGUCAACCAGAUUAAUUUGUCUCCAAUUACACGAGCAGUAAAUUAGCUAUGAGUUUUCGACUGUACUAUUUCAAAUUAACUUGAAAAAGCAACUAAAAUCUGAUUUGCAAGGCUCUGCUUUAUGAAAGGGGUUUAAGAUGUGAUCAUUUAUAGUGAGUAUGUUAACUGGUUCUGAAUGUUUUGCUUUUCUGUC